Aphanomyces invadans is the source of this 821-nucleotide messenger RNA. RefSeq lists its product as hypothetical. The record is from RefSeq and is a predicted model, not a curated record. The transcript has a single exon. Bases 58 to 663 code for a protein of 201 amino acids. Lineage: Eukaryota; Oomycota; Saprolegniomycetes; Saprolegniales; Verrucalvaceae.
GUCAAAUGGAAACAACACCCAUGGUGGGGGCUCAGGUGACGGUUUGGUCACUUGGCCAUGACCAUGCACCACGUCCCGGUGGCCAUCGCGGUGCCGAUUACACCGACGAGUGACUACAUCGAUCUCCCACAAGCGGAGCUAAGGUCAAGCGAUGCCACCAACGCCGCCGUAGCAAUGGCGAUUCACGUCUCCGACGCUUCUGCGCCGCCAACACGCGUCCCACCUGCCCCCCAACCUGGUCUCGAAGCAAGGCUCGACUUCCGAAAAGCUGUGAUUUUCCAGCUCCUGUACUUCACCGUGAGCUUUGUGUUGUUCCUCCCGCCGUGGUUUCCUUCAGCCCUGGCAUGCGCGUUUGGACUCCUCGGAAUGUUCGCCAGUGACCUGCAUGUGGAUGUUCGACGACAGCGCGCGUCGUUGUUCGUUGCUAUCCUGAAUGGCGUCUUAGCCAUGUGCUUUUUGUCCGACUUGGUCUUCAGCUCGAUGAAGGCCUCCAUCGAUGCUAUUGACCUGGACUAUGCACAUGCAAUGCUGUGGGUACUGGACAUCCCAGUUUUGCUAUAUACCGCGUCCAAGGCCAUGGGAUACUACAAGGAGCUUGUCGCGGAGCUUGCAUGCGGCGUGACUGUCGUCGCAUUUGCAUCGCCACAAGUCACGCAAAGGUGAGUAUAUCACGUUGCCCUGCCUGUGUCGCCUUGACGUUUGCCAUGAACCCUCCUCGCCAUUCUAGCGAGAUUAAGGACAAAUUAUUAUUGCCGUGGUGCAUGGCUAAGUUUCCCUCGUCGCUACAUUUAUUAUACUCAUGGCUCGUGCCCUCAUAUCCC